AUGAAUUCAGGACAGCCAGCUGACCUGAGGAUUGUUCUGGUGGGGAAGACUGGAGCAGGGAAGAGUUCAACAGGAAACACCAUCCUGGGGAGAGAUGUGUUUCAUUCUAAGUCAAGUGCAAAUCCUGUGACUGAACAGUGUGAGAAACAAAGUGUAGUGGUGGAUGGGAGGAAGAUUGAUGUCAUCGACACUCCUGGGAUCAGUGACACAUCAUUGACAGACACAUAUUUGAUUUAUAAAAUAUGGAAACAGUUUUCUGGAAAAGAUAAAGUAGAAAUAGAGAGAUCCAUCAAGAUGUCAGUCCCAGGACCCCAUGUGUUCCUGCUGGUGAUCAAGAUGGAUAGAUACACAGAGGAGCAAAGAAAAGCUGUGGAGUUCAUCCAGGACAACUAUGGAAAAGGGGCCUCAGACUACACUAUAGUAUUAUUCACUGGUGCAGAUCAGCUGAAUAACUCAACAGUAGAGGAGUUUCUGAAGGAGAGCGAGAGUCUUCAGACACUGGUCAGAGUCUGUGGAGGCAGAUAUCAUGUCUUUAACAAUACAGAGCAGAUAGACUGUACUCAGGUCAGAGAGCUGCUGAGGAAGAUAGACAGUAUGGUGAAGUUCAACGGACACUACACCAAUGAGAUGUAUGAGAAGGCUCAGAAUGAGAUCAGGAACAGACAGUUGUUAGAGUUGGGUGUAGAAGUUGGCAGCAGAGCUAUAGCAUUAAGA
Messenger RNA from Salvelinus sp. IW2-2015, 714 nucleotides. RefSeq names its product GTPase IMAP family member 4-like. NCBI's taxonomy places the organism in Eukaryota, Metazoa, Chordata, Actinopteri, Salmoniformes, Salmonidae. Gene Ontology annotation, molecular function: GTP binding. The record is from RefSeq and is a predicted model, not a curated record.